AUGUGCAUUGAGAGGACAAGAUACGUAUCUGCGAACGCAAGAUUUGAAGUAUUCCGGACGUGCCCCCUUCGAGGGUAUACAACGGGCAACGGUAGAAGUACUUCGGAAAUCGGUCGACAAAGGCGUGUGAAUAACACACGUACGAAGAUCUCUUCAAAUGCCGUUGACAGCUCAACUGAUCAAUCAACUGGCACACUGGUGCUUUCUCGUAUGAGAAGAAACAAACACAGAGAUUGCAGCGGAAGUGAUUCAACUCUGCCAAAGGUGACAGUCCGCAAUGGUCCACCCUUCGAUGCCACAGUCGGUGGGAGAGGCCGAGUCAACGUCCGGCGUAUAUCACCACAAGAAAGAGGGAAUGGAAAAAAAUAUAGCACAGCCUUAUAUUCGAAAGUAUCACUGACGCAAUUAGAAGAGACUGCCAAACGCACUAAGAACUACAGAGAGGUGGCGCGUGUGGUGGAUAGGCUACUGGAUAAUAGAACUUUACGGAUGAGCGAUGGGGUGCUGGCCGUCAACAUAUACAAACAGAACAGACAACCAGACAAGUGCUUGCGAGUACUCACCUAUGUGUACGAUAACGGAGGAAGACUCAAUGCCUAUCAUUACACUCCGUGUAUUGCUGCUCUGAGUGCAAACAACGAGUUUGCAAAGGCGCACUUACUUUUUGAAGAGAUGCAAAUCCGUGGUGUUAAUCCGAAUGUGGUCACCUACACGAGUGUGAUCCAGGUGCUGCUGAAAGAAGGGAAAGCCAACAAAGCUAUAGCUUUGUUUCGUCGCAUGUCGGUCGCGGGUGUGGAACCAAAUGCGUGGACGUACUCAACACUAAUGUCUGUAUUCAAUAGAACAGGUCAGUGGGAAGAUGCGAUUCUUUUGUAUGAAGAAAUGGAAAGCAAAGGUCUCAAGCAUAACACUGUCACGUACAGCGCUGCGAUAACGGCCUGUGAAAAAGGUUCGCAGUGGAGUAAGGCGAUCGAGAUAUUUAAUGAAAUGGGGAGGGAGGGUAUUUUACAGGACACAAUAGCUUACAGUGCUACAAUUUCAGCAUGUGAGAAAGGAGGCCAGUGGCAUAAGGCAGUCGAGCUGUUCGAUGAAAUGGAAGUUAAAGGCAUUGAACAGAACACCAUUGCUUACAGUGCAACGAUAUCAGCAUGUGAGAAAGGACGUCAGUGGCACAGGGCAGUAGAGUUAUUUGACCAGAUGGGAAUUGAAGGUAUUGAACGGAACACCAUCGCUUACAGUGCUACAAUAUCAGCAUGUGAGAAAGGGGGACAGUGUAUUAAAGCAAUGGAUCUGUUCAAUGAAAUGGAAAAUAAAGGUGUACAGCGGAACACUAUCACGUACAGUGCUAUAAUAUCUGCAUAUGAGAAAGUGGGACAGUGGAGUAAAGCAAUGAAUCUGUUCAAUGAAAUGGAAAGUAAAGGCAUUGAACAGGAUACGAUUGCCUACAGUGCGGCUAUAUCCGCUUGUGAGAAGGGAGGCCAGUCUCAGAUGGCCCUUGCACUCUUUGAUGAGAUGGGCGACAGAAACAUAGAGAAAAUUGAAGGUAGUUAUGGCGCCGUCAUCCAGGCACUAGGUGCAGAUGGCAGGGAACAAUCCCGAAUUGAUUCGAUAUACAAUGACUUGAUUGUGAAUGUCCCUGCUUUUGCAAAAGAUUGGCAUGUUUUCAGCAGCACAGGUGUACUGGAUCUACAUGACCACACAGUAUUUAUGGCACAAGCUGCUAUCCGUCGACUAUUAAGAGAAUUGCAAACGCAUGGUCGCAAUACAACUCGAGCUCAGAACGCGAAACUGAAGUAUAUCAUUGUAGGUAAAGGUAACAAUAGCGCAGAACAAGCUGUUUUGCUGAGAGCAGUACAGACACAACUGGAAACAUUAACUCCUCCGGUUGCCUCUCACACGCUGCCAGCCAAUACGGGGUGUAUGGGACUGAACCAGAGUGAUUUAACGAAUUGGCUUAGGGAGAACGGCACUAGCUAG
Messenger RNA from Sphaeroforma arctica JP610, 1977 nucleotides. RefSeq lists its product as hypothetical. The transcript has a single exon. Gene Ontology annotation, molecular function: protein binding. Lineage: Eukaryota; Ichthyosporea; Ichthyophonida. The coding region runs from base 1 to 1977 and encodes 658 amino acids. The record is from RefSeq and is a predicted model, not a curated record.